Molecule: messenger RNA, 1203 nt
Organism: Penicillium oxalicum
Lineage: Eukaryota; Fungi; Ascomycota; Eurotiomycetes; Eurotiales; Aspergillaceae
Gene: erg10B
Product: acetyl-CoA C-acetyltransferase
Exons: 5
Coding region: 1-1203 (400 amino acids)
Biological process (GO): fatty acid beta-oxidation; ergosterol biosynthetic process
Molecular function (GO): acetyl-CoA C-acetyltransferase activity
Source: RefSeq, a predicted model, not a curated record
AUGUCUUCUCUCCCUCCUGUUUACAUUGUCUCGACGGCCCGCACUCCCGUGGGUUCGUUCCUUGGCUCUCUGUCCGGCCUCGCUGCUCCUCAGCUUGGUGCUCACGCGAUCAAAGCGGCUGUUGAGCGGGCCGAGGGUAUCAAUGCUUCCGAUGUCGAGGAGGUCUUCUUCGGCAAUGUUCUGUCUGCUGGUGUUGGCCAGAACCCCGCUCGCCAGUGUGCCAUUCACGCCGGUCUCCAGGAGUCCACCGUUUGCACGACCGUCAACAAGGUCUGCGCCUCUGGCCUGAAGGCCAUUAUUCUCGGUGCCCAGACAAUCAUGACUGGCAACGCCGACGUUGUCGUUGCCGGUGGUGCUGAGUCCAUGUCCAACACUCCUCACUAUCUGCCCAGCCUGCGCGGCGGUGCCAAGUACGGCAACCAGACCAUGGUGGACGGAAUUAUGAAGGACGGUCUCCAGGACGCUUACGGCAAGCAGGAGCUGAUGGGCUUUGCUGCCGAGGAGUGUGCUCAGGACCAUGACUUCAACCGCGAGCAGCAGGAUGAGUACGCCAUCCGUACCUACCAGAAGGCCCAGGCCGCGCAAAAGGCCGGUGCUUUCGACUUUGAGAUUGCCCCUAUUGAGAUCCCCGGCUUCCGUGGCAAGCCCGGUGUGACCGUUUCUCAGGACGAUGAGCCCAAGAACCUGAACCCCGAUAAGCUCCGCGCCAUGAAGCCCGCUUUCAUCCCCGGCACCGGUACCGUCACUGCCCCCAACUCCUCUCCCCUGAACGACGGUGCUGCGGCUGUUGUCUUGGUCUCCGAGGCCAAGGUGAAGGAGCUGGGUCUCAAGCCCAUUGCCAAGAUUCUGGGUUGGGGCGAGGCUGCCCACACCCCCAGCAAGUUCACCACUGCCCCCGCUCUGGCGAUCCCCAAGGCCCUGAAGCACGCUGGCGUGACUCAGGACUCCAUCGACGCCUUUGAGAUCAACGAGGCUUUCAGUGUGGUUGCUCUCGCCAACAUGAAGCUGUUGGGUCUUUCUGAGGAGAAGGUCAAUAUCCACGGCGGUGCCGUCGCCAUCGGCCACCCGCUCGGUGCCAGCGGUGCCCGUAUCGUCUCCACUCUGCUCGGUGUCCUGAAGGCCAAGCAAGGCAAGCUUGGCUGUGUUGGCAUCUGCAACGGCGGUGGCGGUGCCAGUGCCCUGGUGCUUGAGUCUCUCUUCUAA